Messenger RNA from Lactuca sativa (garden lettuce), 898 nucleotides. Its product is annotated as small ribosomal subunit protein uS3c. Gene Ontology annotation, cellular component: cytosolic small ribosomal subunit. The record is from RefSeq and is a predicted model, not a curated record. Gene Ontology annotation, biological process: translation. NCBI's taxonomy places the organism in Eukaryota, Viridiplantae, Streptophyta, Magnoliopsida, Asterales, Asteraceae. Gene Ontology annotation, molecular function: RNA binding; structural constituent of ribosome.
GCCAUAUAACUAUUGUAAUGAAAGAUAUAUCCUUAGAUGAAUAUAUAGAUACCGACUCUAUUACAUGGUCACAAAAACCUAAAUUGAAAAAAAAGCAUACAACUAUGUCGUAUUAUGAUAUGUAUAGUAAUGGGGGAACAUGGGACAAAAAAUAAAUCCAAUUGGUUUCAGACUUGGUACAACCCAAGGUCAUCAUUCCCUUUGGUUCGCACAACCAAAAAAUUAUUCUGAGGGUCUGCAAGAAGAUAAAAAAAUAAGAACUUAUAUCCAGAAUUAUGUACAAAAAAAUAUGAAAACAUCUUCUGGCGUCAAGGGAAUUGCACGUAUAGAGAUUCAAAAAAGAAUCGACCUGAUCCAAAUCAUAAUCUAUAUGGGAUUUCCAAAAAUCUUAAUUGAAAGUCGACCCCGAGGAAUCGAAGAAUUACAGAUGAAUUUACAAAAAGAAUUUCAUUCUGUAAAUAGAAAACUUAACAUUGUUAUCACACGAAUUGAAAAGCCUUACGGAAACCCUAAUAUUCUUGCAGAAUUUAUAACGGGCCAAUUAAAAAAUAGAGUUUCUUUUCGCAAAGCAAUGAAAAAGGCUAUAGAAUUAACUGAACAAGCAGAUACAAAAGGAAUUCAAGUGCAAAUUGCAGGACGUAUCGACGGAAAAGAAAUUGCGCGUGUUGAAUGGAUCAGAGAGGGGAGGGUUCCUCUACAAACCAUUCGAGCUAAAAUUGAUUAUUGUUGCUAUACAGUUCGAACGAUCUAUGGGGUAUUAGGCAUCAAAAUUUGGAUAUUUAUAGACGGGGAAUAAUAAACCUUUAUUCCUUUUGCAUUCUAUCCAGCGAUGGAACAAAAAAUGAGAAAUUCGUUUCUUCUUUUUAUUUUGUGUUCAAUAAAAAAAAUGAACAAUUAU